This is a messenger RNA of Rotaria sordida, 1437 nucleotides long. Lineage: Eukaryota; Metazoa; Rotifera; Eurotatoria; Philodinida; Philodinidae. The record is from the annotation of a GenBank genome assembly.
AUGGAGCCGUUUGAACAUUAUAACACAAAUAUUAUCAUUCCUUUUCAAUAUCGAAUAACAUUACUUCAUCUAUCAAAUCCAUUGAUUAUCGAACAUCUCUUUUCACCAAUUUCUAUUCUAUUAAAAUUUAUUCGACUUGAAAAUCUUCAUCUUCGUAAUAUUGAAUCAAAAUGUUUUGAAGAAAUUCUUAUUCAUUUAAUUUCUUUACCUUGUCUUUAUUCAUUAAUUGUUAGUUGUACAGAUAAUGUUCAAAAUAAAAAUGUUUUUUAUCAUCAAAUAUUUCGUUUAACCGUCCUGAAAUAUUGCAAAUUAACAUUGGCAGCAAAUACUCAAUCUAAUUCAUUAUCUAUGGCAACUACGGAACAUAGUCCUAUUGAAUAUUUUAUUAUUAAUCAACUUUAUGUCGAUGAACUUUAUGCAUUUUUAUCAUAUAUUCCUCAAAUUCGUCGUUUAUCAAUUCGAAAUUUAUAUAAAUCUCCUAAAAAAACAAUAAGAGAAUUCUAUCCAAUUGAUGAUCGAGCAUAUAUUGAUGCCAAUCAAUGGCAAGAAUUAAUUCUAUUUCAUUUACCAAAUCUACGAAUCUUUGAUAUUCAACAUAAAUAUUCUUUUAACAAAAGCAAUUAUUUACUUUAUGAUAGUCUACCUGAUAAAUUCAAUUCUUUAUUUUGGUUCAAACGAAAAUGGUUUUUUGAACAUCAUAUCUAUCAUAGUCAGAAUGAUGAUCAUGUUAUUUUCUUUUCAACGAAUCCAUAUAGACGAAAACAACAUAUAUUAUGUGAAGAAACCAACGAAAACAUAAAUCGAAAUAGUAAAAAAAGUCAUAUACAUUCAGUUAAUCAUCUUCUAAUUCAAACUAAAAAAGCGGUGAUAAAUUGUCAAAAUUAUUUUCCAAAUGUAACUGAAAUUACUUUAUUCCACAACUUUAUUCAUGAAAGUAAAAAUUCUUUGUCAAAUCAAUUCAAGAAAAUCUUUCCAUUGAAACAACUGACUAAACUAGUUAUUCAUUCAAAUCUUUGUUGUUUUUCAAAAAUGAUUGAAUUAUUACGUUAUAUACCUUAUAUUCAUACAUUAAACAUUGAACUAUUGUCAUUUGAUGAUCCACAAAGAUCGUAUCAUCUUACAAAUUCAUAUGUACUUCAACAAAAUGAAACUUUUAGAUUGGUUUCGAGAACAAAUAAUAUUCAAAAUCUGACUAUUAUAUCAUCCUAUGAAAUGGAAUUAGUACAAUUUUUUGUAAAUUUAAGCCCACGACUGGAACAUCUUACAAUCAAUAGAUUUGGAUGGUGGCGUCUUGGAAAAUUUUUACAAUUUUUAUUAUCAAAAACUAAUAAGAACACUCGUCAUUUAGUUUCAUUAUGCAUUGAAAAUGUAUCUGAGAAUGAUAUCGACGUAAUAAGAAGUUUUAUUGAAGCACAGAAAGACAUUUUCGUUAAAUAA